CAACUGAAACAGAGAUGGGAUGCAAGACGCCAAAAGCUGAAGUCCUGAUGCCAUCAAAGGAUACCCCCUGCCCCAUUCACAUCUCCUUCAUGCCAUUAAUGGGCAAAAAGAAGGUGAAAGAAGGUGACUACUCCAGUGUGGCUGAAGCAGGUAGUUCUGCAGAAUGAAGCCAGAGAAGUGUUCAGCCGGCCCUUCCCCUUGGUCAAGGAGGAAGGAACAGGUCAGCAGGAUGGCCAGGGUCCCAAACAAGAUCCAUCCUCUCCUCACACCACUCCCAGACACACUGCCUCACCUCUCAUUUUCUCCAAGUCCUGCUCCCAUCCCCCUUCCCCACUCUCAGCCCCGCCUCUUUUCCUAAGCAGCAGCUUAUGAUUUUCCUGUAGGUGGCAGUAGGUGGCAGCACACCCAGCACAGAUCACAUAAAAUGCAGGUCUCAGAGGCUAGGAACCACAACCUGUCCCUAGAAAUUUCUUCCAUAGAAAUAAAAACAGCUGAGGUCAUAUUCCAUCCUCUUAAGUAGUUCCCACACCCUCACAACACAAGCCACCACCACAGACACACACACAAGCUGCUGUUGCUUUUGCUAGGGAAUCCUUCCUCCAUGACCCCCUCUAGGCCCCUCCUUCCUGCCCCCCACCCCCACCUUGGACUUUGUCCUUCUUACUUGCCAGGCAGGAGGGCCAGAGUCCAGGAUUGACUCAUCCCUACCUCACCAGGGCCAAGACCCCAGCUUUGUAACAGAAAACAACAUUUCAGCCCCAGUACAGCAGAGAACCACCCAGCCCAUAAGUCACAGAGAAGAGGCAACCUUCUACUCCUUCCUUCCUCCAUGGAAUACCUCUCAGGCCUGAAUCCCGGCGGUCUGCUCAGGUCAGUAUCCAGUAUGAGCUCAGAGCUUGGCCGGAGGGUCUGGCCUUCAGCUCCACCACCCCAGCGACCUUUCCGUGUCUGUGAUCACAAGCGGACCAUCCGGAAAGGUCUGACAGCUGCCACCCUCCAGGAGCUGCUAGACAAGGCUUUGGAGACCCUGCUACUGAGUGGAGUGCUGACAUUGGUGCUAGAGGAGGAUGGGACUGCCGUGGAGAGUGAGGACUUCUUCCAGCUGUUGGAGGAUGACACAUGCCUGAUGGUGCUGGAAUCUGGGCAGAGCUGGAGCCCUACCAGGAGUGGGGUGCUGUUAUAUGGCCUGGGCCGGGAGAAGCCCAAGCACAGCAAGGAUAUCGCCCGCAUCACCUUUGACGUGUACAAGCAAAACCCUCGAGACCUCUUUGGCAGCCUGAACAUCAAAGCCACAUUCUACGGGCUCUACUCCAUGAGUUGUGACUUUCAAGGACUCGGCCCAAAAAAAGUACUCAGGGAGCUCUUACGUUGGACCUCCACACUGCUGCAAGGCCUGGGCCAUAUGCUGCUGGGAAUUUCCUCCACUCUUCGCCAUGUGGUAGAGGGGGCUGAGCACUGGCAGCAACAGGGUCGCCUCCAUUCCUACUAAGAAGGAACACUGAGCUUUUGCCCCCAGACUCAUGCCAAGAGACACACUGUGAAGACUCUGACAGCAUCAGAUUUUCGGACCAGCAGACAUUGCAGGCUAGGUAACACAUCCAAUCUCCCCGCUGCCCUCUGACCCCAUUGUGAUAGAACCCAACAGCAUAAUGCCUUAUAGCCCUAGCCUGUAACCUUUCCUGAAGAAUGCUGUCCCAUCCUAGCCAUAUCUCCAGCCUCCCACUUACCACGAAAGGCCACAAGCCUAUUCCCAAGCAUCUUGAGCCCAUCCAGAUUGCUGCUACAUCUAGAUUCCUUAGCCACUCCACCUGUCCCUAAGCUCCCCAGCAGCCUCUCUGACUUUACCUAGAGAUCUCUAUUUCUUCAUACCCUUCCCCACAAAAAUAACAAAAACAUUUCCAGUAAAAACAUAAAAAUG
Messenger RNA from Galeopterus variegatus (Sunda flying lemur), 1918 nucleotides. It is a transcript of the gene CIDEB, whose product is annotated as cell death-inducing DFFA-like effector b. Gene Ontology annotation, biological process: regulation of apoptotic process; apoptotic process. Bases 830 to 1489 code for a protein of 219 amino acids. Lineage: Eukaryota; Metazoa; Chordata; Mammalia; Dermoptera; Cynocephalidae. The record is from RefSeq and is a predicted model, not a curated record. The transcript is spliced from 5 exons.